Oryzias melastigma (Indian medaka) is the source of this 4572-nucleotide messenger RNA. It is a transcript of the gene akap1b, whose product is annotated as A kinase (PRKA) anchor protein 1b. The transcript has 11 exons. The coding region runs from base 52 to 2505 and encodes 817 amino acids. The record is from RefSeq and is a predicted model, not a curated record. Gene Ontology annotation, molecular function: RNA binding. NCBI's taxonomy places the organism in Eukaryota, Metazoa, Chordata, Actinopteri, Beloniformes, Adrianichthyidae.
CGUGAGACUCUCGUCAUCUAGUAUCGCGAGAUUUAACCAGCUGUUUGGUCUAUGUUUUCAGACUGGUGCUGGUCGAGCAGCACGUGGGAAGGAGAGCUGGACUCGGACCGUAGUAACUGUGGCUGUCGGAGUGCUGAGGAAAUGCCUCUGAGGUUGCGCUCUGUGGUUCCCUACACGCUGCCUGGAGUCCUGGUUCUGAUCGGCUGGUGGUGGUUCACUUCUCGGAAGAAAGAGCGGCUCGUCAGCCAGGGCGCACCAGAGGCCCCUCCUACCCCCGUGAGCCUUAAAACAUCUCAGGCUGAAGGCAGCAAUGGUUUGGUUGAAAAAGGCACUGUGCACUUCCCACCAGAAGUGGACUGCCCCUCCCUCAGACCUGCAGAGGUCAAUGACUUGAGCUUGCAGUACGAGGGGGGUUCCCAAUUCUCUAAAACGGCACCUUCACUGGACCUAAGUUUGGAAGAUGCCAUCCCACCCCUCUGCAGAGCGAGCCUUGUGGAGUUUGAGCCGUCAGACUCAACUUUGCCUUCACAUGAAGAUCAAGAGUUCUUAGCAGGAGUGUUGAAGGAGCACACAGAGCCUGAGGCGGUCUCCUCACUGGAGAGACGGCUGGAUGAAGACUCGGUACCCUCCGGGGGGGCCGACCUGCCCCCCCAGGCUUCCAAAAUCAGCGGCUUGUGCACAGCGGCGCCCCUGUCGGACGCGGAGCGGCCAGAGCCAGAAGGCGAAGUUGCGAAGCAUCAGGGUUUUGUUCAUUUGCAGCACGAGCUCCUCUGCCCGCACACCCCCUCCACAAGCUCCGUCCCGUCAGAAUCUGACACUCUGGAGACGCCCCCAUCUGUGGAGAAUUUUCACCAACACAUUCUGACCAGCACGCCCACAGGCCCUGCUCCUUCAGCAGACAACGCCCUCCAGGGAGGCACGGAGGAGGAGCAGCUGGAGCUCCUGGCCGCUGGACUCAUAACUGGGGUCAUCUCUGCAGCCUCUCAGGAAGUCCUUGGUGUCUCCAGCUGCAGGGUGACGGACAGCAGCAGGCCUGGCGAGGAGCCACCCCCACAGGAGGAGGCUGGGGCGUCGCUUCACUCUCAGCUUCUCAUGAGUUCCUCGCCAGGAGGCUGCAGAGAUGUAGCGGAGGAGAAGCUGCUCAAUGGUUGCUCUGCGACACCAGGAUGGGGUACCCCUGAGGCCAGUGUUCCCCCGACAGAUGAUGUCCAGGUUCUCUGCUGGUCCUCACCCCCCCACAAAGCCCCUCCAACUCUAAAAGCCAAAGAGAAAGGUGGAGAGAGAGUGACGCUGACCGAGGACUCCGCCUGCAGCACUUGCCACUCUGAGGACGGCGUCAGCAGCGAGGAGCUGCAGAGCAGCGCCUUUGACAGGCCAGCCGAGGCUGUCCAGGUGAGUCACUUGUCUGAGGGAGGCGGUUUGCCCCAGCCCAACGCCAGCACGGAGGAGAGCUCCAUCAAGAGGCUGAAUGGGAUCAGCCUGGGGACACACGGCACCUGUGACGCUGACACAGACCAGUCUGGAGGUUCUGAUGUGAACAGCAUGGACUCUGUGGACAGUGGCUUCACCAUGGGGGCUGGAGAGGGUCAGGCGAGCAGUGCCAUCUCCUCUGGCUCCGGACUUGUCAUCUGGGAGAUCGAGGUGCCAAAUCGCUUUGUGGGGCGUCUGAUCGGAAAGCAGGGGAGAUACGUGAGCUACUUGAAGCAGAGCUCUGGUGCAAAGAUCUACAUCUCCACCCUGCCUUACACACAGGAGUUCCAGAUCUGUCACAUUGAGGGUGAGCAGCAGCAGGUCGACAAAGCCCUCUCGCUUAUUGGUAAGAAAUUCAAAGACCUGGACCUGACCAACUUGUACGCACCGCCUCCGCCGCCACUCACGCUGCCUUCACUUCCCAUGACCUCCUGGCUGCUCCUGCCCAGCGGGGUGACGGUGGAGGUAAUUGUGGUGAACAUCGUGUCAGCGGGCCACAUCUUUGUCCAGCAGCACACCCACCCCACCUACCACGCCCUGAGAAGCCUGGACCAGCAAAUGUUCCUGUGCUACUCACAGCCAGGCACGCCAGCGCUGCCGUCUCCUGCUGAGGUUGGUGUCAUCUGUGCAGCUCCUGCAGGGGAAGGAGCCUGGUGGAGAGCUCAGGUCAUCACCUUCUACAAGGAGAGCAACGAGGUGGAGAUCAGAUAUGUGGACUACGGAGGCUACGACCGAGUCAAGAUCGACGCACUGCGGCAAAUAAGGUCCGACUUUGUGACGUUACCGUUUCAAGGUGCAGAGGUGCUGCUGGACAACAUUGCCCCUCUGCCAGGGGAGGAUCGUUUUUCAUCAGAGGCCACAACAGCCUUUGAGGAGAUAACCAGAGGUGUGGCUCUGCUGGCACAGGUAUCAAACUAUGACAACAACACGGGGCUGCCGCUGGUCCACCUGUGGAACAUGCUUGGAGAAGAGGUGGUCUCGGUGAACCGGACGCUGGCGGAGCGCGGCCUGGCUGUUUGGGUGGAUGGAUUCUGAAGCUGUGGUGUGUUUGAGCUCCACACACUCCUCCCGCUGCUUCCAGUGGUCAUCAGUGGGGGCUCAGGCUGUCCCGAGGACCCCGACCCCACUUCCACACACCACUGGGUCUAAGAGGAUUGUCUUUUUGUUUGUCCCUCCUUUGUUUUCUCCCCCUUCCCCUCCUUAUUCUUUUGAAAAGAAAUUAAACUUUGUUUUUGGGCAGAACCUGUCUUGGCCGCUCUCCCUUGUUGUCCACAAACACUAAGAAAAAGGGAAGAGGUCAGUGUCAUUUAAAAAUAUAUAUAUAUAUUGUAACAUAAUAAAGGAUCAUCAAAUAUUUUUUUAGCCCCCCAUUCUGCACUCAUGUUUGCUCUGGGUCUUUGCACACUGUGACCCCCACCCCCUUACACUGCAUGAACACACAUGAACGGCUGUGAUGGUGAGCCGGCUCGGUUCUGAACUAAGACCUGGCUGUGUACGUGUAAGUUCUGCUGCCCUUCACGGGUCUGAUGCACAGCUUCAGUCACAGACAGACCUGGGGGGUGGGGGGUCGGUUCUUGAUCAGGAUGGAUCUGGAUCAGAUUGAUUUGGGCUGUGAUGUCCCAUUUGGACCCCUCAGUGAGCAGGCCAAUCAGAACCUCAACAAACUACUGUUGUGACUUCAGAACCAGGAGAGUGUAGAAGAAAAGAAGCUUUCAGUAAACGUGUCUGUCAGAGAGGAGCAGGGUGGUACCGAUGGAGAGGCUCAUGUCUUUUAGGUACCAGGAAAUCAAUUACAAAAUAUAACACACAAAGUGUGUGUUUAUGGAUGAAGUGUCAUUUAUUUUGACUGUAGAAAGACAAAAACUGAAAGGUUCAUUAAUGAAAAAUAUCCCAGAGUCCUUUGUUGCAGCCCGUCCAUCCUUUCCCAGCUUUGACUUUGGUUUGCACACUUCAGUGUUAAUCUCUAUUGCUUCAGGUCAGGGUCAGCUGUGUCCCUUAGUUCUCCCUGAAAUGUUAGUUUCUGUGGACAUCAGUUAAGACACUAAGAAAAUCUGCACUGUGGACAACAAGACUGCGUCGUCUGCAAACAUGAAGAUCACUCAUGUUUCUGUCUUUGGAGUAAACUCAAGUUUCUGAAAUACUUUCAUCCAGAUUAUCUGUGAUCUGGGACUUCUGACAUCAGUAUCAUAAGACUCUCUUCAUUCCUCACAAUAAACACGUUUGUAAUUGCAGAUUUAAGGUGUGUGUCCUUUAUCAACCACAAAAACAUUUUCUUGUUUCUUACCAUCUUUGCGUAUCAUGUCUCUUCCUUCCACUCAACAGUGGCAUGUUUUCUUGCUAACCAGCGGAUUCAAUGGUCCUUUGCGCUGCUGUUUCAUCCUCAGCUGAAGGCUCUCCUAUUUGCUGUCAGAUCUUCAGGUCAGGACAUGGGUCAGUCAGUCCUAAGAGAUGGGCGAACGCCGUUCGGAUUAUUUUUAAACAUUAAAGGAAAACUGUUUUGAUAAAAUAAUCAUGUUUUGGAGUUGAAUAAUUGUCUGGGGGGGAUAACUUGAGUGACAAAGGACUUGUCUCUCAUAGAGAAACCAAAGUCUAAAAGCUCAUGUGAGCAUUUUUGUUCCCACCACGUGUCAGAAUCAUCUGGUCGGGGGAGGGGCAUACGUGGACCCAAAUUUUUAAAAAGAAGGGAACAUUGGAGGUCUGCUCUUCAUAUUGACCAUAGCUGGGCUCAAUUUCAUCCCUACUGUCUCUCCUUCUCUGGCCCCCACCCCUGAAACCCUGAUCUGACAGCCACGCCCAUCCUGUGAUACCCCCUCCCCUUCUCUGUAAAUAAACGACUGACUGAACUUUUAUAUGACAAAGCGCUCUAAAGGGAAUUGAGUUUUGCUUUGGCUUGUGCCCCCCUCCCUCCUUGUCUGUCAUCCAGCUGAUGCUGUCAGGUCUUGUGUGGCCCCACAACUUCUGCCUGGUUAUUUAAGUGGCUGCAAAGCCAGUGUGCCCCAAGGCAUCUACUAUGUACAGUUGAGAUUUUGUUAGUCCUCGGCUGGUUUGUGGAUUGUACAGAUCUAUUAGGAAAGAAUAAAAGCUAUUCAAAGUGUUCAAAGA